AUGGAAACGGGAAAUGACCUUACAACCAGGUCCUGGACCAGCGCAACCAUUUGGAGUGCCAGGAAUGAUGCCAGGACCACCACCAGUGCCAGCACUAGCGCCCCCACCAGCAUUGCAACCAGGGCCAGGGCCAGGGCCAACCCCAGCCGGGGCACCAGCUCUAGCCUCACCAACAGCUCCACGUAUGCCAUCAGGCCCAGCUGCAGCCUCUUUGGCAGCUCCGGCACCAGCAACGGUUCCACGCAUGCCAUCAGGCCCAGCUGCAACCUCUUUGGCACCCUCAGCACCAGCACCAGUUCCACGCAUGCCAUCGGGCCCAGCUGCAGCCUCUUUGGCACCCCCGGUACCAGGAGUCCCAGGCCCAGCAGCCCCAGGCACAGCAGCCCCAGGCCCUGCAGGCCCAGGCCCCGCAGCCCCAGGUCCAGCAGCCCCAGGCGCAACAGCCCCAGGCGCAGCAGCCCCAGGCGCAGCAGCCCCAGGCACAGCAGCCCCAGGUGCAACAGCCCCAGGUCCAACAACUCCAGGCCCAGCAGGCCCAGGUCCAGCAGCCCCGGGCCCAGGAGCCCCGGGCCCAGGAGCCCCAGGACCAGCAGCACCAGGCCCACCAGCCCCAGCAGCAACAGUUCCAGCAGCCCCAGGCCCACCAGCACCAGGCUCACCAGCACCAGGCCCACCAGCACGAAGCCCAUCAGGAAUGGCACCAGCAACAGCACCACCACCAGCAACAUCUCCGUUGCCAUCUGGAGCUCCAGCAGCCCCACCACCAUCAGCCUCCACAGCACCUCCUCCCUCUAUGCCAUCACCAUCCGUACCAACACCAGGUGGUCCUCCUAAUGUGCCAGCAGCUUCACCUCCAGGGCCAGCACCCCCUGCACCCAAACCGUAACACCCCAGUGUGGCAACCCCACAUAUCUACUUAUGUAAUAAUAAAAGAGUUUAGUUUUCUUCCUCUUCACUUACUGAUGUGGUCUGGAUGUCUGGAUCUGUGGCUCUACGAACCAGAGAACCCAGUAGUCCUCACCCAAGAUGAUCCUGCCCAUCACCCCUCUCAGUUAUCUUUGUCCGUUUCACUGCAUUGUCUUGUGUGGCUCUGCAGGAAUUCAACAGAUGCAGCUUUCUCGCCAUUGUGCAGAAUGCUGGGCUUGCUAUGGCUUUGAGAGGUAUGAGUGAGGAUUUGGAA
This is a messenger RNA of Anolis sagrei ordinatus, 1180 nucleotides long. Its product is annotated as salivary glue protein Sgs-3. Lineage: Eukaryota; Metazoa; Chordata; Lepidosauria; Squamata; Anolidae. The record is from RefSeq and is a predicted model, not a curated record.